GCUCUGGGCUCAUCAUGGCCCAGAGACUGAACUCAAGGCUAUGCACGUCCCGACUCCCGAGGAUCCCGACUGUGCUUCCAAUGCACUUUGAAAGGCUCAGCCGUCGACAGAACACAAUCAGGAAGCAAUGGAAGAGCAGUGGGAAACAGAUGCCAAGGAGGCCAACCAAGAGGCACUCAGACAAAUCCGGCGGCACGUGCCUGUCAAUGUUCGAGGACUCUCAGAGGCCGCCUUGAGUCGUAACCCAUCUCCCAACGGGAUGAAUCUGCCCAAAACAAUGGCAAAGAAAUUCAAACGAACCAAUGUGCUCAUGCUCCUUCGAGUCAAUCCAAGUGCUAUUGAAAGGAUGCAUCCCUCCUCACUGGAAAACAUUCGAGUGACAGGUCUCACUCUGACGGAACGGCGUGCCCUGCAUGCGCAUUUGCAGCCCCUGGGGAUCGCGUGGAGUCGGAAUAAGACCCUAGACGCGACGAUAGAGCGAAGAUGGAGUUGGUAUAGCAGGUUGAGGUCCAAUUUUCAGGAAUCUUUGGCCGUGUACAACCGUCACUUAACCCAGUAUGGGCCUCCCAAUGAUCAUCCCUAUGCAACCCGGGAAAAUCCCAGUGCGGGUUGUCCCUUGAUUGGGAAACAGUGCCCUGUUAGAGCUGACAAGGCGAUGGACUAUUCGGGUGACUAUGGCUGGACAGAAGAAGCGGAAUACGAAGAAUACGGGGGAGGCCAUGAUGUUGUCGGCAACCGCAAUGAUCCAAAGGCCAAAGCCAUGCAGCAACCGGAUCUCAAUGAUCCAAAUGCCAAAGCCAUGCAGCAGUUGGAGCUUUCCAAAGAAAGGAGGGCUAAUGAAAGAGCAGGCAUCCUGAAGAAACACUACAAAGGAGUCCUAUAUGUUGCAAAGGCCAAUGGUAGUUGUGAACAAAUGGAUGAAGCCGUGGACAGAAUGGAAAGAGCCCUGACAUCAUGGAUUAAAAGCAGCAUCACCAAAACGGAGUUCACCAAUGACGACACGGACAUGCAAGUUGCUUGCUUCACGAAUGCUCUGAAUGGUCUGAAGCUGGUUGUUUUGCAUUUGGCAGCAAGAUCUGGAAUGAAGACGCAUGGAAAGAGGAGUGCUGGAGAUGAUGGUCCUGACCGAAGAAGUGCUCUCGAGUGCGGCUUGGCAGAAGAAGUGUUCGAGUAUGCAGCAACGAUCUUUGCGUACAUCAAGGAUCGGAUGGAUGUGUUACAGGUGAAAGAUUCACGGGUUUCCAAAACAAUGGAGUUCUUAGAGGACUUGCUUGAUCAGCUGCAUGGCAGAAAUGUUACCUCUCUUGGGAGGCUUGGCGUGGAUAGACCAGAGAGGUCACGCAAGCCCAAAACAGUUUUAGAAAUACAGGAGGACAUUAAAAACGGGUUGAUCCAGCAGGAAGGUUCUUCGUCUCUUGAUGAUUCUUGGGUGGUGGUCUAGAGUGCCCUGUUCUGGAAGGCUUGCCAGGCAAAGGGUGCGAAAUAAAUGUCAAACAUCUUACUAGUAAUUGAUGACUUUAUCACCCAGCUUACUAGUAUUGGUCUUGAAAAUUAAGAUAUUGGUCUGCAACCACGCACCAGGUUUUUAUA
Seminavis robusta is the source of this 1590-nucleotide messenger RNA. NCBI's taxonomy places the organism in Eukaryota, Bacillariophyta, Bacillariophyceae, Naviculales, Naviculaceae. The record is from the annotation of a GenBank genome assembly.